CUUUGUUUUGACAAUUGCUCUAUAAAUAAAGUUUUUAUUAUUAUGUAGUUUAUCCGCGUGUGUUUUUACACUGUGAAGUGGCAGGAAGUCCUUCUGCGAUGGUCGCGCAGUAAGAACCGGCCCGGAGUGAUGCCUCUUCCUCCUCGGGCGCGGGCUAGACGAUCUUUGGGCGUAAGCUCUCCGGAUAAAGAUAGAAAAACGGCGAGCAUGCGCCCUGAGGGGGUCGUCGAAGAAUCCAGUAAAUAGAACACUCGGAGCACGAGCCGAGUGUCGGCGCUGACGUCACGGCCCUACACCGAGAGCUCGAGCUGAAUUGUAAGCGCGAGCUUAGACGGAGGCGCGCCGCGGCGAAGGACACAACUACGAUGAGCUCCGCUCGGUGCGACUCUGCUGCUUUCUGACGGAAAAUACAACUCGUUUUUUUUUUUUUAUUUUUUUUAUUUAUUUUUAAUUGUUGGUUAUUUCUUCCUUCCAGCAACGUAAACAACCCGACGGACAUUUUGGGGAGAGUUUUUUUUUUUUUUCGCACUCGCUUUGGGGUUUACAACAUGUCCUCCGCGGCGGUCGCUGCCUCCCGAAGGCAGUCCUGCUAUUUGUGCGACCUGCCCCGCAUGCCGUGGGCGAUGAUCUGGGAUUUUACCGAGCCCGUUUGCCGCGGAUGCGUCAACUACGAGGGGGCCGACCGGAUUGAAUUUGUUAUCGAGACCGCCCGGCAGCUGAAGAGAGCGCACGGCUUCCAGGACGGCCGCUCUCCGGGCCCGGGGAAGUCCCAGCACGCCGGGAAGGAGCUCAACCACUCGGCCGGAGACCCGGGCUCCCGCCCGCCGCAGCCUCUGGACCGCUACCCGCUGUUUGACCGGCCGCCCCGGCUGGGACCGGAGUGCCAGGCAGGGAGGCAGGCAAACGGCCUCCAAAUGCCAAACGGAUUUCCAAAACCCGACGAGCCUCCGGAGCUGAACCGCCAAAGCCCAAACCCCCGCAGGAUUAGCACGGUCCCUCCCAACCUGGUGCCUCUGGUGAACGGCGGCAUACCCACCAUACAUCCGCUCAACGGUCGCCCGGCUCAGAUGGGUCUGCCCGGGGUUCUGGCCGCGCCUGGCCACGGGGAGCACGGCAAGCGUCCGGAGGAGCUGAAAGACAAGCACAGGCCGGACAGCCUGUCGGACAUGUCGGACAGCCACAAGGAGUGGAUAGGCAAAGGCAAAACAGUCAGGGACCUGAUGCACACUUUCGACAGCAGGUUUAAGAAGGACCACGCCGCCAUGCAGCGGGUGAUGGGAUACGAAACGAGCGCCACUUCCUCAAAAACAGACAGGGGGAAGCACCCGCGGAGCAUGAAGAGGAAGGCCUCCCCGGAGCCAGAUGGCGAGGGCAGCGGCGCCAAGAUGAACGGUGGCGAGGGCCAGCCGUGGCACCCGUCGCCCUCUGAGGUGCUGAAGAUGCCCCCGGCCGCCCUGGCGGGCUUCUCUGCCGCCCCGCCGUCCACCAUCUCCCCCCACUCCCGCACCACGCCCCCCGAGGCCGCCACAGCGCAGAACGGCCAGUCCCCCAUGGCUGCGCUCAUCCUCGCCACCGAUAACGCAGGCAGCACGGGCUCGCCUAAGGACGCCAACCAGGUACACUCCACCACGGCGGGCGCGCGGCGGAACAGCGGCAGCCCCCUGUCGCCGUCCUCGGCCUCUCAGAGGAGGCUGGCCCAGAGGGAGGGGCCCGCGGGCGCCAACCCUUCUGCGCUACACGCGCCCGGCAGCAUGGACCCCCACGCGCCGCCACCACAGAGCAUUCCGGACUCUUCCGUGCCCCCGGGCAGCGUGCCGCUGUGCUGCACCCUGUGCCACGAGCGGCUGGAGGACACUCACUUCGUCCAGUGCCCGUCGGUGCCCUCGCACAAGUUCUGCUUCCCCUGCUCCCGGGAGAGCAUCAAGCAGCAGGGCGCCACCGGCGAGGUGUACUGCCCCAGCGGCGAGCGGUGCCCGCUGGUCGGCUCCAACGUGCCCUGGGCCUUCAUGCAGGGGGAAAUAGCCACCAUCUUGGCCGGGGACAUAAAGGUAAAAAAGGAGAGAGACCCUUAAAAUGUUCACCAGCUGUUUUUUUUUUUUUUUUGUUUUUUUGUUUUUUCUUGAACCUCUUUCCCUUUUUUGUAAUCCGACUACGGCAACAACAACAGGACAUAAAGUAACACGCACACACCCAAAUAUAAAUCAUCCAGCAGCAAGCCCCAGAGAAACCAACGGACAUGUGUACAUACUGGACACAAGGGAAGUGUAUACUUCGUAAACAUGGCUGUAUAAUUUUUUUUUUUUUUUUUUUCAAUACAUUGUGUUUCUAUAAUUUUGAAGAUGAAAAGGUAUGUACUACUCAUAACAACCCCCACCCCCACCCUCCUCCUCCUCCUCCUCCUCCUCCAUCACACUUGUUUCUUUUCAAUCUAUUGGUGUACUUUAGGUCUGGAGACGGUCCUGUCAAACAUAGAAUGUGACUAAUCUGAGCACUUGGCAAAAAAAAUAAAUAAAUAAAUAAACAAAAACAAACAACAACAAAAAAAGCUUCUAGCUGUACAUGUAUGCACUUGUUUUAAGAUAAAAAAAAAAAAAACAAAAAAAAAAACUUGCCAAAUACAGUUUCAGACCUUGUAAUAAUA
Messenger RNA from Siniperca chuatsi (mandarin fish), 2641 nucleotides. RefSeq names its product interferon regulatory factor 2 binding protein 2b (gene irf2bp2b). The transcript is spliced from 2 exons. Gene Ontology annotation, molecular function: transcription corepressor activity. NCBI's taxonomy places the organism in Eukaryota, Metazoa, Chordata, Actinopteri, Centrarchiformes, Sinipercidae. Gene Ontology annotation, cellular component: nucleus. Bases 549 to 2072 code for a protein of 507 amino acids. Gene Ontology annotation, biological process: regulation of transcription by RNA polymerase II. The record is from RefSeq and is a predicted model, not a curated record.